Contarinia nasturtii (swede midge) is the source of this 1038-nucleotide messenger RNA. RefSeq lists its product as uncharacterized. Bases 64 to 918 code for a protein of 284 amino acids. NCBI's taxonomy places the organism in Eukaryota, Metazoa, Arthropoda, Insecta, Diptera, Cecidomyiidae. The record is from RefSeq and is a predicted model, not a curated record. The transcript is spliced from 4 exons.
UAUUGACCGUGUUUAGUAUUGAAGUAGUUGCCAAACUGAAUACAUUGAUUCUAAAGUACGAAUAUGAAAAUGAGUUGCAAAAUAGUAUUGAUAGUCGGUUGUUUCAUUCUAAUCACAACAUUGAAUGAUAAAUAUACAACUGCCGAAACAGUUGUCCCAAAAUUAUACGAAGAGCUUGGUUGCAAAGAAAAUAAAGAAUCAUCUGGACCAAAGAGAUUUGAAUGUCCCGACUUUUCCACGUAUGCAAAAGAUAAAUGCCAUUUGAAUGGAAAAGUGUUCAAUAUAAAUGAGAAAAUUGAUAGCAAAUUGUUGCCAAGUUGUCAACCAAGUUGUAUAUGUGAUCAACGGGAUAAUGAACGAGCUUACUUUAAAUGUGCGCAUAAUGAUUGUCCUGAAUUCCUAGGCUCCACAAAUUUUUCAUGUCUUCAGCAAUAUGACAAAGUGGAUGAUUGUUGCCGUGCCCGUGAAGUUUGCGAUCAAGCCCGAAUUAUUCAAGACGCGUGCGUGUUUGAGGGAAAAAAUUAUGGAAUUGGUGAAAAAAUGUAUCCAAAGGACGAUUCAUGCUAUCGUUGUCUUUGUGGUGAAGGAUUUACCAACAAAACAUCAUUGGCCGAAAAUCCACAUUGCCAGAGAGUCAAUUGUCACAUUGAAUUGAAUCAAUUUAAAGAUAUUAUUGAAGGUUGCGUCCCGAUCUACUAUAAAACACCAACUUGUUGCCCCAUCGCAGUUAAAUGCCCUGCAAAAGACGAUGCCGUUGAAUUAGGUUUCUCCUCAGAAUAUGCAAAUGAUGCAAAGUAUUCCUGUAAAUUUGGCGAUCUAACAUUGAAAUACGGCGAACAACUUAAAUCUUCUAACAAAUGCUUGAAAUGCGAGUGCAGCACUCCACCAUAUUUAACGUGUGUCCAAUUGCACAGUUAGAUCACAUUUAUGCCAAUUGUAACAUGGUUGCCAAGAGAUUUGACAACGUUUAUUACUUAUUACACAGUUUUGCUCCAUUUUAUCAUUUUAUUAUGCAAUAUUCUUUGCUUAUCAAUGCUG